ACCUCUUCAUCAUUCCAUCCUCCCAGUUUCACCUCCACUCAGAAAGAGAGAGACAAUAGAAAGAAACAAAUUUCUAGAGAAAAAGGCUUACAGAAGUUUCUGCAAAGAGAGAUACAACCGUUACAUAUCUUAUUGGGCCGGAAAAAUGUCUGCUAAACAGACCCGAAAGUUUCCCUCGAUUACGGAAUGUAGAGGCUCAACUUACGGCUCAAUUGCUGCCGAUCUUGAUGGCACACUACUAGUUUCUAGAAGCUCCUUCCCUUACUUUAUGCUGGUGGCCAUGGAAGCCGGUAGUCUACUUCGCGGUCUCGUCCUUCUUCUCUCUCUCCCUAUCGUCAUUGUUGCUUACCUCUUCAUAUCAGAAGCUAUUGGUAUUCAAAUCCUCAUUUUCAUUUCAUUCGCUGGCCUCAAGAUCCGAGAUAUUGAACUAGCUUCUCGUGCUGUCUUGCCAAGGUUUUAUGCAGCUGAUGUGAGACAGGAGAGUUAUGAAGUUUUUGACAAGUGCAAGAGGAAGGUGGUGGUGACGGCGAAUCCAACUCUGAUGGUGGAGCCUUUUGUGAAGGAUUUCCUUGGUGGUGACAAGGUUUUGGGCACGGAGAUCGAAGUGAACCCGAAGACCAAGAGAGCCACCGGGUUUGUGAAGAAGCCCGGGGUUUUGGUUGGGAAAUGGAAGAGGUUAGCCAUUUUGAAGGAGUUUGGGGAGGAAGCCCCGGAUCUUGGAAUUGGUGACCGAGAGUCGGAUCAUGAUUUCAUGGCGAUUUGCAAGGAGGGCUUCAUGGUGCAUCCUAGGAAAUCAACAAAACCUGUAGCACUAGAUCGACUUAAAAGCCGAAUCAUCUUCCAUGAUGGUCGUUUAGUUCAGCGGCUGACCCCAUUGAAUGCUUUGAUCACCUAUAUUUGGCUGCCCUUUGGGUUUAUCCUCAGCAUCAUUCGUGUAUACUUUAAUCUUCCUCUUCCUGAGCGUAUCGUACGGUACACAUACGAAAUGCUUGGUAUCCAUCUCGUGAUUCGCGGAAAUCCACCUCCUGCACCAUCUUCUGGGUCCCCUGGCAACCUCUACGUGUGUAAUCACCGCACAGCCCUUGAUCCAAUCAUAAUUGCCAUUGCACUUGGACGCAAAGUUUCGUGUGUUACAUAUAGCGUGAGUCGCCUCUCAAGAUUUCUGUCACCGAUCCCAGCCAUUGCUUUGACACGUGAUCGCGCAGCUGACGCAGCUCGUAUAUCAGAACUUCUUCAAAAGGGUGAUCUAGUGGUUUGUCCAGAAGGGACUACUUGUCGUGAAAACUUCUUGCUGCGAUUCAGUGCUUUGUUCGCAGAAAUGAGCGAUAGAAUUGUACCAGUGGCAAUGAAUUGUAAGCAAAGUAUGUUUUAUGGGACGACCGUACGUGGGGUUAAAUUUUGGGACCCUUAUUUCUUUUUCAUGAAUCCUAGGCCCACAUAUGAGGUGACAUUCCUUGAUCGUUUGCCAGUAGAGAUGACGUGUAAGGCUGGAGGGAAAUCAUCAAUUGAGGUGGCGAAUUACGUGCAGAAGGUGUUGGGUGAUGUUCUGGGAUUAGAACGCACUUCAUUAACUAGGAAGGACAAGUAUUUGUUGCUGGGAGGGAAUGAUGGCAAGGUGGAGUCGAUGUACAACGCCAAAAAGUAAGAAGGUAUUGCGAACAAUUUAAUUGUCUUUUUCAAGUCAUUGUUGGAGGGACAAAUUAAUACAGUGAACUGGUUUUCCAAAUUGUUUUCAAAGGGUUUAUAAUGAUUUGUUUAAACUGUAGAAUUUUCGGGCUUUUAUGAUCUUGUAUUUCUUAAGUAUGUGGAAAUUUUCUUGUUACUUGGACAAAUUGAAGUAGCAGCAUUCGUUUGCACUACGAGAUUAACUAUACGGUUUUUAGAGUUCAGAACUCAGAAGUAAAAUAGGGGCAUGUAGUAUGUUACUUUAGGCAUAUGCAUGAUGCAGGAACUAAUAGUCUCAGCAACUAUUUUUAAUUUGGAAGACUUUUAUGUAUUUGGCAGUAUUUGAGUUUGGAAUCAGAAAGUUCUUAUUAUUGAUCACA
Pistacia vera is the source of this 2045-nucleotide messenger RNA. RefSeq names its product probable glycerol-3-phosphate acyltransferase 8. Lineage: Eukaryota; Viridiplantae; Streptophyta; Magnoliopsida; Sapindales; Anacardiaceae. Gene Ontology annotation, cellular component: membrane. Gene Ontology annotation, molecular function: phosphatase activity; glycerol-3-phosphate 2-O-acyltransferase activity. The coding region runs from base 146 to 1645 and encodes 499 amino acids. Gene Ontology annotation, biological process: cutin biosynthetic process. The record is from RefSeq and is a predicted model, not a curated record. The transcript has 3 exons.